Molecule: messenger RNA, 4051 nt
Organism: Oncorhynchus gorbuscha (pink salmon)
Lineage: Eukaryota; Metazoa; Chordata; Actinopteri; Salmoniformes; Salmonidae
Product: myc-associated zinc finger protein-like
Exons: 7
Coding region: 839-1957 (372 amino acids)
Biological process (GO): regulation of cytokine production; negative regulation of transcription by RNA polymerase II; regulation of immune system process
Cellular component (GO): nucleus
Molecular function (GO): RNA polymerase II cis-regulatory region sequence-specific DNA binding; DNA-binding transcription factor activity, RNA polymerase II-specific
Source: RefSeq, a predicted model, not a curated record
AUAUCAAUGAUAUCCCUUUAAGAGCAACUGGGACAUAGCGGUGCAAGAAAAGGAGAGGAGGGGGAGAAGAAAGAGGAUUUAAAAAGAAAAGGAAGAAAGAUACAUGGAGGGAGGAGGGAGAGCGAGCAAUAAAAAAAGAAAGAUGACAUCCUCGCAAUUGAACAGCCGAGGUGGAGCGAUAGGCUGCGUCCUGGCGCGAGCGCUCUUAGUUUAGGGUCAGGGCUUGAAUCCAACAACGAGGCUUCGACAAAACAAGCGAUUGGCCUGUUGGGAGAAAUCGGAAGAAUAGAUUCAUAAAUUAAAAUAAUGAACUGCUACUCUUUCGAAUGCGUUUAUUGUAACACUGAUAAUAGUUGUCAUUGUGCGUAAUGCAUUACUUUUAAUUUUAAGAUCGACCUAUUAUAUGACUACGGCUAUAUAAAUAACAUUGAUUUUGUGCGCACAGAUAUUUGGUUUCACAGUCAUCAAUGCCAAGAGAUAUGCAUUCCUUAUGCUUUGAUAAAAUUUAAGUUUGAAACCAAAGUCAAAGAUAAAUAGGCCACUAUUGGAGCUGGCAAUUCCACUCAGGCAGUCAGCCUAGACGAAACGCCUGCGUGAAUUUGAAUAGCUUGAAUGCGCCUGAUAGAUAAAUAUUUUUUACAAUGUACAUUUUUGAUAGUUGCAUGUCCCUUUCGGAUGAUCAAUAGCAUACUUUUCUUGUUGCAUUUGAAUACUGUCAACAUAGAUCUUCUCGCCACAAUCAUCAACAGUGCGAUUAAAUAUUAUGUCAACGGUUUACUGUCGAAUCGCCAUCAGGAUUACUUAGCUGAUUUUAUACUCUUCAUCGCUUUGGUGCAAAAUGGAUGCUGCUUGGAGCAAUUUUCUCUUCCAGACUACUCCCACCCAAGUGGAGGGGACCCUCCAAUCAGAACUCUUACCAGUCCAUAUGGCCUCUCCUCAGACCCCUCCCACAGAGCACAUAGUCCAUCCUCCUUCCACGGUGGACACUGCUGCCCUCAAUGAAGAACCCUUACCUGUGAAGACGGUGUCCCGGCCUGCCCGUGUGCCCCACAUCUGUGCCAUAUGCAGCAAGCAGUUCAAGAACAACUACAACCUGCGGCGGCACCAGUCGGUCCACACCGGGCGGCCAUCGAACCCAAACCCUGUGCGGAAGAAUCACGCUUGUGAAACGUGCGGGAAGGCCUUCCGAGACGUGUACCACCUUAACCGACACCGUCUCUCCCACUCGGAUGAGAAACCCUUCUCCUGCCCCAUCUGCCAGCAGAGGUUCAAGAGGAAGGACCGCAUGAGCCACCACGUGCGCUCUCACCAAGGUGGUGUGGAGAAACCCUACGUGUGCCCCCACUGUGCCAAGGCUUUCUCCAGGCCCGACCAUCUCAACAGUCACGUCAGACAAGUCCACUCUUCUGAACGACCCUUCAAGUGUCCGGUACUUGAUACGUGCGAAUCCAGCUUCGCCACGAGGGACCGGCUACGUGCCCACAUGAUCCGCCACGAGGAGAAGGUCCCGUGCCACAUAUGCGGCAAGCUCCUGUCUGCUGCCUACAUCACCGAUCACAUGAGGGUCCACAACCAAUCGCAGCACCACGCCUGUCAUCUCUGUAACCGCAGCUUCACCACUCUGACCUACCUGCGCGUCCACGCCCAGAAGCACCACGGCCAGGAGUGGAAGGAGAGCGCUGGCAUCUUCGGCGGCACGGGCUCCGGCGGUGUCCUUGUGUGCCAGCUGUGCGGGGUGCACUGCAAGACCCCCACCCAGCUGCAGGGCCACAUGGGCACCCACAGCACAGGGGGCCAAGGGGGAUCUCCCAGCCCUGUCACCUCUAGUGGGGCAUCCAGCUCCUCCAUGUCCCUUGGCAACAUGGUGUCCGCCCCAAACUUCUACAUCAGCGGCAACACGGUGGUGGACCUGCUAGUGUCGGAUUGCUCCAGCAUCCAGCCUCAGUCCCACAGUUAGCAGAGUGGAGCCUCAUUUGAACCACAGCUCCUUGAGUCCCUAAGUCCUAUAGUGAGAGUUUAGGAGGACAAAGGGGGCUUGCUUAGGGGAGAGCCACAGUAAAGAAUGUGGCUACUCAAAGUCCCAUAGCUAGUGGAAAAGGGGGAAAGGGAGAGAGCGGGCUGGCUUAGGGGAGACAGAGGCAGAGAGAAAGUAUGAGAGAACAGUUAGGAGAAUGUGGCGAGAGGGGGGGACAUAUGUCCCGUACGCUGCUGAUUCGAUGACCCGAGACAACGACAAAUACUAAAGUGAUUUUCCCCAACGUGGCUGAACUUUCUUGCACUUUCAGGACUCCUAUGACUCCUAUAUGUGGUCUUGUGUGCGUCUACUCUAUCCCUCUCCCUCCCUCCUUCCACCCUUGGUCUCCCUCAGUCCCAGCAACUACUCCCCUCUGCUAGUAAUGUGUAUGUCAGAAACACUUUCCUUUUGUCUCCUUUUUGUUGCUCUCUUUUCCGAGCCUUCAAAAGAAAGGCUUGUAGUAAGAAGUUGGGGGAUGAUAUAAAAGAGUAACAGGGAAAUUAUCUUACAAAAGGUUGCGUAUAUUAGUAUGAUAUUCGGAAAGAGAAUGAAAAUUUGAGGGGGAGAAUAGCACAUAAGUCAGGGGCUGCUACCUUCCAGAAAUGGACAGGAGUAGACACUGUAUAAAUUGUGUUAUCACAGAGUAUGUCUGUUUUAAAUAGGGCCAACGAUGUAUCUGGAGGUUAGCCCAUACUGUAAUGGUGAUUAUGAACAGUGUACUUCAUCUAUUUGUUUCAGGUACAAAAAAACAUUGGUAAAGUUGAGUUAAGGAGUAUCAAGCACCUUACAAAUGUUGAUGUUUAAUUUCACCGAAGGUUCAGACAGGUAUUUGCUCUGCGUCUUCCUCUCUGGGCACGGCCACAUUUUAAUACACCAUGAGGUGCUCAUGACUGCUACUGUACAGCCAGGCUCAUGACACAGUUCACUUGCACCUAAAACACAAUUUGCAUGAAAGUGAAACUAAGACAACUUUUUGCUUUUAGGAAAAGUAAAGUUUAUCAUGCUUACAAGAACGUUAGCCGCAGUCCCCCUUACACUACAGAUCUAGUGGCCAUUGAUUCAGUCAAAUUAAUUGUACCCAUGUCUGCCAUUUUCUUUGUUCGUAACUGUCAUUGCCAUAGUCUCCUUUGUUUUGUUCCUUGUACGAGUUCACAUGAUUUCAAACUCAUUCAUUCGAAUUCUAGACACCACCAUGUACAGUGGGGCAAAAAGGUAUUUAGUCAGCCACCAAUUGUGCAAGUCCUCCCACUUAAAAAGAUGAGAGAGGCCUGUAAUUUUCAUCAUAGGUACACUUUAACUAUGACAGACAAAAUGAGACUUGCACAAUUGGUGGCUGACUAAAUACUUUUUUGCCCCACUGUAUAUGCACACAGCGUUCUGAUCACAACUCAUAUUAUGACUUAAUGCUCCCCAUGAAUCUGAGAAAAAUCACUUUUCCUCAGAUCAUUUUGGUUGUUAGACUUUUUCAGUGGUUAAGGUGUGAUGUCAUGGAAGGGCUUUAAAGGUCAAAGGUCAGGUUGAGAUAAGUAUAUCCAGGUACUACUUGUGUUCUGUGCCCCACCCCUGGUAUGCUUUCAACAAGUCUUGGUUUUGUACUGAAGUGCUUCAUUUCAUCUGUUUAGUGUUGGUAUGUUAGCUUGAAAAAAAAUUCAGACUUGUUCUUCCUGUUGAGAAAAGUAGUGAUUUAAUCAGUUAUUUUAGGGUUCCCGCAUUAAGCAAAACAAAUUAUAUUUUUUAACUAUAUUCUAUGAACCUGUACAGCUCUUGCGAUACAUCUUAAUGCCUUAUUGUACUCAACUGCGUUUUAAUUAUUUUAUUCAGAACUAUUUAAAAUCUUAGUUAUGGAUUUAUUAAGGACAUUAAUGGGAUGUAUUUAUAUUUUUAUAUUUCAACAGUAUGCAUGUUUAUGAACAGUUGUUGGAGCCAAACCAUUUGACGCUUACCACGAUCAUGAAUAUUAAGUUAUUAUUUUGUAGAUGAAGUAGAGAUCAUGUUAUUUUGUAAUGUUUACUAUUAAAAGUAAAACGACUAAACAGA